AUGCAGGGCGAUUCUCAGCCGCCGCGGCGCGACGUGCGUCCCAACGACGCAGCCGAAGCCGCCAAGGCAGCCGCUGAUGGUGAUGCUUCGCGGACUGACGACAACCGCGAGGUCAACCCUCACAUCCCGCGGUUCAUCGCCAAGGCGCCGUGGUACAUGAAUGCCACUCCAGGUUUGCAACACCAGCGAGCCUACGAGCAACGGCGGCAACAUUUGGACGCCCCCAGCCAAAAGGGCGUCACCUCUCAUGUGGCCAUCAAGUAUCGCAAGAACGCGUGUGAGAAUUGCGGUGCAAUCACCCACGACGCGAAGAGCUGCGUCGAGCGGCCGCGGAAGAAGGGCGCGAAGUACACCAACUCCAACAUAUGCCCAGACGAGUUCAUAGUGCAAAACACCGCAACCGGCUACGAAGCUGUGCGCGACCGUUGGGCAGGCUUCGACCCGGCCUCCCACCAGCUGCUCGUCGAAGCCCACCAGGCCGUUGAGGAGGAGCAGGAGCGCCUCCAGAUGCAGCAGCUGGCGGCCAAGCUAAAAUCUCAAACCGCGGAGACCGACGAGAGCCCUAGAGGGAACGAGAAAGAUGAAUUCGCCGACAGCGAAGCCACAUUCGGGACCACCGACGAUAGAACGCGCACGACCACGCGGAACCUGCGCAUUCGCGAAGACACCGCCAAAUAUCUCAUCAACUUGAAUGUCGAUUCGGCCUUCUAUGAUCCGAAAUCCCGCUCGCUGCGCGAUGACCCUCUAAUAGGCAUGGAAAACACCGGCCAGCACACAUUCCGAGGGGACAACGAGAUUUUCACGUCCGGCGAUGCGCAUAAGCUGAAGGAGAUGGAGCAAUUUGCCUGGGAGGUGCAGCAAAAGGGCUCCGCCGUAAAAUUCAUGGCACAACCCACUGAACUUGAGUUCAUGUACAAGAAGGACUCGGAGAAACGCCAGAAAGAAAAAAGCGUGCAAAGACAGGCACUGCUGGAGCGUUAUGGCGGUUCGGAGUUUCUAGGAGGCCCUGAUGCCGCAGGUGGCGAACCGCCCGCGGAUCCAUCGGGAGACCCACCACAAUCAUCGGAGAGCAACUAUACGCGUGUAUAUGCGUUGUCUGCGUACAAGGAAGACGUAUAUACGCUAGGCCACACUACAAUCUGGGGAUCAUAUUACGACCGUGACAGCAAGAAAUGGGGCUACAGGUGCUGCAAGAGCACAUGUAGAGACAGUCCGUGUACUUAA
Molecule: messenger RNA, 1224 nt
Organism: Babesia bigemina
Lineage: Eukaryota; Apicomplexa; Aconoidasida; Piroplasmida; Babesiidae
Product: mRNA processing-related protein, putative
Exons: 5
Coding region: 1-1224 (407 amino acids)
Biological process (GO): mRNA splicing, via spliceosome
Cellular component (GO): spliceosomal complex
Molecular function (GO): pre-mRNA 3'-splice site binding
Source: RefSeq, a predicted model, not a curated record